Messenger RNA from Aspergillus mulundensis, 1962 nucleotides. Its product is annotated as RMD1 family protein. Bases 1 to 1962 code for a protein of 653 amino acids. The record is from RefSeq and is a predicted model, not a curated record. The transcript has 4 exons. NCBI's taxonomy places the organism in Eukaryota, Fungi, Ascomycota, Eurotiomycetes, Eurotiales, Aspergillaceae.
AUGUCUUCUUCAAGAGGUCGAGGCCCUAGUCAGAGGAGUCCUCAUGUCCUGGUGACCGACUCCCGAGAACAACAUUCGUCCGGACAACCCCGGCGCCGCCGUUCCCCAGCUACCACCCGUUUCAUCACGGUCGAUAACGUCCUUCAAUAUGCCUCCGAUAUCCCCUCAAUGCAACAGCGAAAUCCACCUGAUGCGGCACGGCUACGACCACGUUCCCGUCUUGCAUCAGCAGCAGGCGGACUGAUCGGCUCGGGCGCAGGCGCAAGUCGAAGUGCCGCCAGCGGCGCCAAUGCAUCUACUGCAGCGGCCGCAAUCGGACGUCUAGCGGCGCAACCGCAUCUCCCACCUCGCACGACGAAGGUUAGCGAGAAGCUCGUGCUGUUACCUGAGGAAGGAGUGGAGCCACAGCCUGAAGAUGAGGAAGACGAAGAUGAAGAACAUGAGUUCGGCGAUGAGACGGUCGAUGAGGAAUUGGUGCAACGAAUCGCGCAGGAGAAGAAUAUUGACCCCGACUCAGUGAGGCAUACGCUCUUAGCGCAGAAAAAGAGGCUUAGUGGUGAUUUUGGUGUCGACAACGACCUCGCGCCGCUACUGGCGGAGGAGGACCGGAUGCGCAAGCGGGCGGUUGGGCCAGAGAGAGCGAAGAGUUAUGCAGAACGACUACCCAAAGCCCGUCGUGCGGAAAAGUUGGCUCGUGUCACGGCUUACUGUACCGCGCAGGCUUAUAAGAUGAGUUCUCUUUCAUCGUUUGUGAAAGAUAGGCAUGGCGGGAGGACGAAGCUAUACGAUGAUUGUCUAUAUACGGCCUACCAUCUUCCGCUGUUGCCCGGACACGGGGGAUACAGAGUGCGGAGUAGUCCGGUUCUGAAGAAGCCUGGGGGAAAGUCGUUAUUGGAUGAGGAGAUUGAACGAAACGAGCUGCGAGAUCACGACGAAGACUAUAUCGAAUCGGAAGAGCACUCCGUUUUUGAAGGGCAAUCGAACGAACAUGAGGCUCGAGAGCAGAAUGGACACCUAACUUCUAAUAAUGGCACUACGAGCGAUGGCCACCCUCGAUUGUUAUCCCCUGGGUCCACGCCUACAAGACUCCCAUAUGACGUCGCCGAGAUGUUUGUAUUCAGCUACGGCGUUGUCGUCUUCUGGAACUUCACGGCGAAACAAGAAAAGGAUAUCUUGGCAGAUCUAGCAUUCGCAACGUCCUCCGCAACCGGGUCCCCCAUAACCCUCGCAACACUGCCGCUCCAGGAAGAAGACUUUGAGACAGAAGAAUUCCACUUUGAGUACAAUACGGAAAUCUCCCGCCCGCGCGUCUACAACGAUAUGAUUACCCUCCGGAGUGGCGAUCAUAUGAUAAAGCUAUCCAUAAGUCACGGUAUAGCCCAAAGCACCAAACUAUGUUUCUUUGAGGAGGUCAUGGCCCGCCAAAUGGCCGAGGCAAAGGAUGUUCCGCGCCGUCUUGCUAUGACGGGCAAACUAGGUCUGAAACGAGAAGAAGUGUUCCGCAUUCUAGGCAAGCUAUUCAAGAGUCGAGUGGAGGUUAAUCUCUCCUCGAAUGUCCUCGACGUCCCCAACUUCUUUUGGGAAAGCGAGCCAACGCUCUACCCACUUUACAUCGCCGUCCGCGAAUACCUCGAAAUCAAGCCGCGCAUCCAGGUCCUCAACGAAAGGUGCCGAGUCUUCCUCGACCUCGCCGAAAUUCUUUCAGACGGUAUCGCAGAUAGCAAGACUUCCCAUCAAACAUGGAUCAUCAUUGUCCUAAUCGUCAUCUCCAUCCUCGUCACAACCUCAGAGGUCUUCCUCCGCUUUGGCCUCCUCAACGCAGGGAAAGGCACCUCGGCGGUCGGGUUCGGCGCCGCCCUUGUCGGCAGAGCCCUGCGCGGCUCUUCCUCUGCCCAGACCUGUGCUUGCCCGGAUAUCGCCGGCUCAGGGUCAAAUUUCUCGGGACUAGGUGCUUAUUCGUAG